AUGUCUUACAUUGCCCCGGUACACAAACCGACGAGCAUCCGACAUGCUCUCCGCAUCCGAUUCCUGUCUCCAGAUGUGGAAGAUCUGGUUGUCGCGAAAGCCAAUCGGCUCGAGAUAUGGCGUCUUACGGACGAUGGCAUGACUUGUCUUCAUACAAAACUCAUAUACGGAACUAUAUCCAUGCUUCAACGUUUGCAACCCAAAGACUCCGAUACCGACUUGCUCUUUAUAGGCACCGAUCGAUUACAAUAUUUCAAUGUCGCCUGGAAUCCCGAGACGAACCAGUUAGAUACCGUCGAACAACCCAUUGAAGAUGCCGCUGAGCAAUACAUGCGGCACUCCCAGAGCCAGAACAAGUGCCUGGUAGACCCAACCGGCAAAUUUAUGGCCAUGCACCUAUGGGAGGGCGUGCUCAACGUGUUCCGGCUGCCUACACGCAAGGGUAUCACGACAAAGCUAGUAGCUCUCGACCAAGUGCGGCUAACAGAGCUCUGGAUGAAAGCCAGCACCUUUUUACACAGCCGAACUGGACAUCCGAGAAUCGCCUUCUUAUACAAGACCCAGCUCGACCAAGAAGAGGCUCGGGUAGCUGUAUACAGGCUCACAAAAGACGACAAAGGUGGCGAUGUGGCCAGAUUCGACCCUCACAAGGAGAGAGAGCUUGACCAGGUCAUUUCGGACCCGUACGCAUCCAUGCUCAUUCCGGUUCCUGUCAAUGAAGAAAAACGAUAUCAUGUUCGCAACAACGAGGGAGCAAAGGCACAUCUAGGAGGGUUGUUGGUGGUUGGGGAGACGCUGUUGACAUACUUUGACAGCCUCACCUACUCCAGUGUCUCCUCAACCUUGGAGAAGCCAAAAAUAUACGUUGCUUGGGCAGAAUAUGAUGACGUUCACUACCUGCUAGCCGACGACUAUGGAAGGCUCGAUCUAUUAACCAUCGAAACCAACCUGGAACCGACUGGUAUUGUGGUGACUGGCAUGACUGUCGCCCCUAUGAAGUUUCCCGAAGGCCUGCCAUAUACUUCUCGAGCUUCGUCUCUUGUUUAUAUGGGAGAUAACAUGCUCUUCCUUGCGUCGCAUCACGGCAAUUCUCAGCUGCUUCGUAUUGAUAUCAAGAAAAAAAUCAUGCAGGUGGUCAAAUCUCUAUCAAACAACGCACCAGUUCUAGAUUUUGCCAUUAUGGAUAUGGGAAACAGAGAGGGAGAUAGUCAAUUCGGCAACGCCUUCUCUUCUGGCCAGGCUCGAAUUGUCGCCGGAUGCGGUGCAUACCAUGAUGGCAGCUUGCGAAGCAUCCGGAGUGGUGUUGGGCUUGAUGAUGAGGGCAUAUUGGAUGAAAUACAGGACACGAAGGGGCUUUUUACUCUACGGUCCCAUGUUGCUAGUCAGGUAGAUACGGUUGUGGUAUCAUCUGUUGCAGACACAAGAGUGCUUAGAUUUGACCCUGCGGGUGGCAUAGAGGAAGUGUACGACUUCCAAGGGUUGCGUUUGGAUAAGGAGACAUUGCUAGCUACCAACAUAUCCGACGGCCGACUCCUCCAAAUAACACCGCAAUCUGUCGUUUUGCUGGACUCAGAGAGUGGUGUGGCUUUGUGUUCAUGGGAUGUCCCGAAUGGCAAAUCUAUCACGGCGGCAUCAGCAAAUUCUGGUUGGGCCUUGGUUUCAAUCGAUGGGUCAACGCUCGUUUCUUUGAAUCUCCACGAUAACUUGACCGCCGUUUCACGAGAUACGACCCGAGAUGCCUCGACAGGACAGCUCGACCAGAUCUCAUGUCUUCACGCCGCACGCGAUUCUCCUGACAUAGGAGUGGUGGGUUGGUGGGCUUCGGGAACUAUAUCCAUUGUCAAUCUUGCUACACUGGAACCUUUACACGGCGAAUCGCUAAGGCAAACCGAGGAUAGUGCGUCGGUGCCUCGGGAUAUUGCGCUGGUGCAACUUCAUCCACCAAAUGUUUCCGGCGCCACGCUCCUCGUCGCGUUGGAAGAUGGCAAUGUUGUUACCUUCAACAUGUCUAUGCAAGGCUACACGAUAUCAGGUCGCAAGAGUGUGACUUUGGGGAGCAGCCCUGCCCGUCUGCAUGUUCUUCCACAAGACGAUGGGACUUGCAACGUAUUUGCAACUACCGAGCACGCUAGCUUGAUCUAUAGUGCUGAGGGAAGAAUUAUAUAUUCUGCUACAACUGCAGACGACGCAACAUUCGUCGCGCCGUUUGACUCCGAGGCUUUUCCUAACUCAAUCAUUCUUUCUACAGACAACCAUAUACGGUUGUGCCAUAUUGAUAAGGAACGCCUUACACAUGUCAAGACACUUCCUGUCAAAGAGACUGUCCGACGUGUUGCAUAUUCGCCUACAUUGAAAGCGUUUGGUUUGGGUUGUAUCAAGAAGGAGCUUCGCAACAAUGAAGAAAUCAUAACUAGCUCAUUUAGGCUUGUUGAUGAAAUUGUAUUCCAAGAACUUGGCGAGCCAUUUGUCCUCAAUGCAUCUACCUCUCUAGAAAUGGUUGAAGCUGUCAUUCGAGCAGAAUUGCCAGAUAGCACAGGCAAUCUUGCGGAGCUGUUUUUUGUGGGGACAAGUUUCAUAACGGAUGAUGAUGGCAUCGAAGAAAACGAUACCCGAGGGCGAAUCUUAGUACUCGGUGUUGACGAACGUCGGCGAGUGUACCAGAUCGUUUCUCACAAUCUGAAGGGGGCUUGCCGAUGUCUUAGCACUCUUGGGGAGCAUAUUGUGGCCGGCCUUUCGAAAACCGUGGUAGUGUACAACUAUGUGGAAGAAACCACGACAACCGGUUCUUUGCAAAAGCUGGCAGCUUAUCGGCCUGCUUCGUUUCCCAUGGACCUCGACAUCUCUGGUAAUAUGAUUGGGGUAGUUGACCUCAUGCAGUCUUUGUCUUUGGUAGAAUUCUUCCCGUCUCAAGAUGGAUCUCGGCCAAGGUUGGAGGAGACGGCGCGUCAUUUUCAACCUGGAUGGGCCACGUCAGUGUGUCAUCUCGAUGGUGAGAGGUGGCUGGAGGCAGAUGCCCAAGGAAACAUCAUUGUUCUGCAAAGAAACCCAGAGGCUCCCACAGAGCAAGAUCGAAACAAAUUGGAGGUCACAGGUGAGAUGAAUAUUGGAGAGCAGAUAAAUCGCAUUAGGAAACUACAUGUUGUAUCUGGUGAGAACGCCGUGGUGUCACCUAAGGCGUUCCUUGGAUCAAUUGAGGGAACGUUGUAUCUUUUCGGCGAAAUUGCACCAAACUACCAAGAUUUGCUUUUGACUUUCCAGUCGAGGCUGAAAGAUUUUAUCUAUGCUCCUGGAAACAUCAGUUUCGACUUGUGGCGCGCGUUUAGGAAUAAGGCUCGUGAAGGCGAUGGACCGUUCCGCUUUAUAGACGGGGAAAUGAUAGAAAGGUUUUUGGAUUUAGACGAAGAGAAGCAAGAACUCGUCUGUGAAGGCCUUGGGCCAAGCGUUGAGGAUAUGAGAAAUAUGAUAGAAGAACUGAGGCGGAUGCAUUGA
This is a messenger RNA of Pochonia chlamydosporia 170, 3489 nucleotides long. RefSeq names its product UV-damaged DNA binding protein. The transcript is spliced from 3 exons. The coding region runs from base 1 to 3489 and encodes 1162 amino acids. The record is from RefSeq and is a predicted model, not a curated record. Gene Ontology annotation, molecular function: protein binding; nucleic acid binding. NCBI's taxonomy places the organism in Eukaryota, Fungi, Ascomycota, Sordariomycetes, Hypocreales, Clavicipitaceae. Gene Ontology annotation, biological process: proteasome-mediated ubiquitin-dependent protein catabolic process; DNA repair. Gene Ontology annotation, cellular component: site of double-strand break; nucleus.